Monoraphidium neglectum is the source of this 450-nucleotide messenger RNA. RefSeq lists its product as hypothetical. The transcript is spliced from 4 exons. Bases 1 to 450 code for a protein of 149 amino acids. Lineage: Eukaryota; Viridiplantae; Chlorophyta; Chlorophyceae; Sphaeropleales; Selenastraceae. The record is from RefSeq and is a predicted model, not a curated record.
AUGCGGCGCCCCGGCACCAGCUUUGCCGACAAGAACAGCGUGCAGCGGCUGGCGGGGGACGCGCUCGCGGGGCUGCCCCAUAUCACAACCUUCAACCUGCCGGCGGGCCAGGGCAAGGGGCGCAAGGCGGUGCUGGACUUUGUGGGCAAGGAGAGCGUGGACCUGCUCGUCAUCGGGAUGUACAAGGGCUCAUGCAAGAGGAAGGGCCUGGCGCGGCGUGGCAACGCCACCACCAUAUACAACAGGUGUGCGUGCCCCGUGCUGGUGGUGCCCAUGAGUGAGGCGGCCCUGGUGGUGGCGGUCAAGGCCGCUGAGCUGGAGGCGGCCGCGGAGGAGGAGGCCGAGCUGGCCAGUGGCAGUGAGAGCGACAGCAGCGACGAGGGCGAGGAUGCGGCACGAGGCGCCUGGGCAGCCCACCGGGUGGGUGGCUGCCGCGCGGCCCUACCCUAA